Molecule: messenger RNA, 789 nt
Organism: Cygnus atratus (black swan)
Lineage: Eukaryota; Metazoa; Chordata; Aves; Anseriformes; Anatidae
Product: olfactory receptor 14J1-like
Exons: 4
Coding region: 1-789 (262 amino acids)
Biological process (GO): G protein-coupled receptor signaling pathway
Cellular component (GO): membrane
Molecular function (GO): olfactory receptor activity
Source: RefSeq, a predicted model, not a curated record
AUGCCGGACACGAUUGAAGGCCACAGCUUGCUUUCAACCUGGAAUCGACUGCCCCAGGGCAGGAAACUCAGCCCUACCAUUUGCCAUGGGCUGAUCCAGACUGCCCUGGAAGAGGAGGAAGCUCCUGAACACCUGCAGUACGUCGAUGGCAUCGUUGUGUUGGAGCAGAGUAUUCUAUUUCUCACCAUCAUGGCCUAUGACCGCUACGCUGCCAUCUGCAAGCCCCUGCACUACGGGAGCCUCAUGGGCAGCAGAGCUUGUGGCCAGAUGGCAGCAGCUGCCUGGGGCAGUGGCUUUCUCAAUGCUGUCCUGCACACGGCCACGACAUUUUCCCUGCCCCUCUGCCAAGGCAAUGCUGUGGACCAGUUCUUCUGUGAAAUCCCCCAGAUCCUCAAGCUCUCCUGCUCAGAUGCCUACCUCAGGGAAGUUGGGGCACUUUUCUUUACUCUUUCCUUAGUAUUUCUUUGUUUUCUUUACAUUGCGCUGUCCUAUGUGCAGAUCCUCAGAGCCGUGCUGAGGAUGCCCUCUGAGCAGGGAAGGCACAAAGCCUUCUCCACGUGCCUCCCUCACCUAGCCGUAGUCUCCCUGUUUGUCAGCACUGCCAUGUUUGCCUACCUGAAGCCCCCCUCCAUCUCUUCCCCAUCCCUGGACCUGGUGUUUGCAUUUUUGUACUCAGGUGCCUCAGUGGACAGAGACAACAGCCAGAGCCAUGGACACAAAGACCUGGGUCCUGUUGGGACUUACAGCCUUGCCAAUGUCCUUGGUCCUCUCCGUACCAGGGUAUCCUAG